AGGUGAUCUUUAGCGGAAUGUGACGCGGAAUCCGAAGAGGAGAGAGAGAGAGAGAGAGAGAGACAGAGGAGAAGACGCGGCGAUCUCUGAUCCUUCGAUCGGUACUUCUGGUUUGCGCCAUCGAGGGCGACGAGAGGUUGCGCCGAUGGGGAAGUCCGGGGCGGCGGAGACGGGGGUGGGGGAGUUGAAGAAGGAGCUGAGGCGGCUGGUGAAGGCGAUUAUCGAGGGGGAUGACGGCAGGGUUGAGACGUACGAGGAGGCCGCGAAGGCGCUCGAGGCGCUCAAGGACCUUCGGUUUCGCGGGAGUGGGAAUUCGAACGGGAACCUGGCGAACCAGAGGAAGGCGGAGAGGAGACAGGCGUCGGUGGCGAUUCCGGAGCAAUUCUUGUGCCCGAUCUCUGCGGAGCUGAUGCGGGAUCCUGUCGUCCUGGCUUCCGGACAGACUUACGACAGGCGUUUCAUUCAGGAAUGGCUCAGUUCUGGGAAUCUUACUUGCCCGCGGACGCAGCAGGUCCUCUCCGACACCACCCUCACCCCCAAUCACCUCGUCCGUAGCAUGAUCUCCCAGUGGUGCACUGAGCAUGGUGUCACCCUCCCUCCUCUCGACGACGAGCAAGAGGAAGGAUUGAUCACGCGGAAGGAGCGGAAUGCGCUUUGCAGGAUCCUCGACAAGCUAUCCUUAUCCUCCUCUAUCCCGGAUCGGAAGCAGGCGGUCAGGGAGCUCCGACUCCUCACCAAGGGCAGCAGAUCCUUCCGUGCCCUCGUGGGGGAGAACCCGGGUACAAUUCCCCUGUUGCUCUCGGCCUUAUCUGUGCCUGGAUUGUACAGUGACACAGCGGUUCAGGGGGAUAUCGUGACGACGGUUCUGAACCUUUCGAUCCACGACAGCAAUAAGAAGAUCAUCGGCGACAAUCCCCAAGCCAUUCCCUCGCUCAUCGAUGUCCUCAAGACUGGAACCAUGGAGACCCGUAGCAACUCUGCCGCGGCACUUUUCAGCUUGUCCGCCCUUGAUGCUAACAAGCUCAAGAUAGGUGAGCUGGGGGCGAUGAAGCCCCUCGUCGAGCUGUUAGAGGAAGGCAGCCCGAGCGCCAAGAAGGACGCCGGAUCCGCCAUUUUCAGUCUGUGCAUGGUCCACGACAACAGGGCGAGGGCGGUGAGGGAAGGGGUGGUGGGCGUGGUGUUGACGGCCAUCACUCAUCAGUCGCUCGUGGAUGAGUCACUGGCGAUCCUCGCGCUGCUUUCAGGCCACCAAGAGGCAGUCGAGGAGAUCGCUGACACCAGUGGUGUUCCUCCCUUGCUCGGCAUCAUAAAAGACAGCUCCUGUGCGCGGAACAAGGAGAACGCUGUGGUGGUCCUGUUUGCGGUCUGCAUGCAUGAUCGAACGAAGCUGAGGGAGGUUGGGGAGGAGGAGAAAUCCAACGGAAGUAUUUCUCGGCUGGCCCAGAAUGGCACUUCCAGGGCACGGAGAAAGGCUACCGGAAUUCUAGACAAAUGGAAGCGAACCUUGCACAGCACACACUACUCAUAUUAGGUGUUUGUUGUAAUCAAAUAAUGAAGAAGAAGAAGAUCCAUAUAUGUAAAUAGUACCAUCUCUCUCUUUUCAGGUCAGAUGAGUUCGGUGCAUUCAGACAUACUACACUUAUACAGGAAUCGAAGAAUUGGCUUUUGCCAAUGUUGCAGGAUUUCCUCUUUUUCUUGAUAGAUUUGAUUCCCCAAGAGCAAUGCUUGUUGAUGAGAAAAGAAUGGAAGAGAGCAGUCAUGCAUACAUUGAGUUUAUAUCA
This is a messenger RNA of Musa acuminata AAA Group (dessert banana), 1781 nucleotides long. Its product is annotated as U-box domain-containing protein 9. NCBI's taxonomy places the organism in Eukaryota, Viridiplantae, Streptophyta, Magnoliopsida, Zingiberales, Musaceae. The record is from RefSeq and is a predicted model, not a curated record. The transcript has 2 exons. Gene Ontology annotation, molecular function: ubiquitin-protein transferase activity. Gene Ontology annotation, biological process: protein ubiquitination. Bases 146 to 1531 code for a protein of 461 amino acids.